Anarrhichthys ocellatus (wolf-eel) is the source of this 2975-nucleotide messenger RNA. RefSeq names its product poly(A)-specific ribonuclease (deadenylation nuclease) (gene parn). Gene Ontology annotation, cellular component: nucleus; cytoplasm. The record is from RefSeq and is a predicted model, not a curated record. Gene Ontology annotation, biological process: priRNA 3'-end processing; nuclear-transcribed mRNA poly(A) tail shortening; siRNA 3'-end processing. The coding region runs from base 63 to 2105 and encodes 680 amino acids. Lineage: Eukaryota; Metazoa; Chordata; Actinopteri; Perciformes; Anarhichadidae. Gene Ontology annotation, molecular function: poly(A)-specific ribonuclease activity; RNA binding; metal ion binding. The transcript has 26 exons.
GUUAAAAGCCAGUUGACGUAGGCUAGCUAGCGUUAGCUGUCAGUAACAGUCAUUGUGCAGGGAUGGAGGUGACACGCCAAAAUUUUAAAGACAGUUUAAACGCUGUUUACAGCGCGAUAGAGGAGGCGGACUUCCUUGCCAUCGAUGGAGAAUUUUCAGGGAUAAGCGACGGUCCUAAUGUCAGUGCACUCACCAACGGGCUGGACACUCCGGAGGAGCGAUACACGAAGCUUAAGAAGCACUCUAUGGACUUCCUGCUGUUCCAGUUUGGAAUAUGCACAUUCAAGUAUGACCAGACAAAGUCAAAGUAUAUCACAAAGCCUUUUAAUUUUUAUGUAUUCCCGAAACCGUUCAACAGGACGUCCCCCGACUUAAAGUUCAUCUGUCAAAGUUCCAGUAUUGACUUCCUGGCCAGUCAGGGAUUUGACUUCAACAAGGUGUUCCGUCAUGGAAUCCCGUACUUGAACCAAGAUGAGGAAGUCCAGCUGAGGGAGCAGACUGAGGAGAGGAGAAAUCAACAUGCUAACGGUGUAGGGACCCCGUCCUUCAUCUCCCCAUCCUCCAAAGGCCCCGCACACGUACCCGAGGAACACAAAGACUACAUCAACAGGGUGAUAGGGAAGGUUGAGACCCUCUUCACUAACUCAGAGAAGACUUUGGACUUGGAGCCAUGUACUGGGUUCCAGCGAAAGCUGAUUUACCAGACUCUGAACUGGAAGUUUCCCAAGGGGCUUCAUGUGGAAACUGUGGAAACAGAAAAGAAGGAGCGUUACAUCCAGGUCAUCAGAGUAGAUGAUGAGGAGAGGAAGUUGAGGGAACAGCAGAAACGGGAGAGGGAGCAGGAGGAGGUAAAUGAUGCUGUCGGCUUCUCCAGGGUCAUCCACGCCAUCUCUAAAUCUGGUAAACUUGUGGUUGGCCACAACAUGCUGCUGGAUGUGAUGCACACCAUCCACCAGUUCUACUGCCCUCUGCCAGAGGAUCUUCAAGACUUUAAAGAGGUCACCAUGUGUGUCUUCCCACGACUUCUGGACACAAAGUUGAUGGCUUCCACUCAGCCUUUUAAGGAGAUGAUCACGAACACGUCUCUGGCAGAGUUGGAGAAACAGGUGAAGGAGAGCCCCUUCAAGUCGCCACAAGUCGAAACGGCAGAGGGGUUCAACAGUUAUGACACGGCCCAGGAACAGCUGCACGAGGCCGGGUAUGAUGCCUACAUCACCGGCCUCUGUUUCAUCUCCAUGGCCAACUAUCUGGGCUCUUUCCUGACUCCACCCAAAGCGCACAUCUCUUCCUCCUCCAAACUAGUAGAGCCGUUCUUCAACAAGCUUUUCCUGAUGAGGAUAAUAGAUAUUCCCUACCUCAACAUCACAGGACCAGAUUUGCAACCUAAAAGAGACCACGUCCUGUAUGUCACCUUCCCCAAAGAAUGGAAGACGAGUGACCUCUACCAGCUCUUCAGUGCCUUUGGAAACAUCCAGGUUUCCUGGCUAGACGACACGUCGGCGUUUGUGUCCCUGAGUCAGACGGACCAGGUGCAGAUAGCUAUGAACACCAGCCGCUAUGCAGAGAGUUACAGGAUCCAGACGUAUGCAGAGUACAUCAAGGGCAAGCAGCAGCUGCAGGACAAGGAGAAAGUCGGCCACACGCCCAAAUCUUGGGGGGAGGACGACGGCUGGAUGAAACCUCACUACACCUCGGCUACCUUUGGAUAUCCCAAGGGUCUGAGGAAACGCUGCAUCAGUCCCGUUCAGGGGGAGCAGGGGGCCGUAGAUGCUCCGAUCACAGACGGCUGGAGUCACUACUCGUACCCAGAUAGCACCGGCAGCAAGAAGAUGAAAACUGAUGACAAAGGUGGACAGGCAAAUGCAGAGGCUAUCGAGAGCAAGACCUCAGAAGGAUGGCUAAAGACGGCAGAUGCAUCAGACUCGAUGGGGUCCAGUCCCGCCCCUGAUGAGGAGGGAAGUCCUGAAGGCAACGAUGCCGAGGGGACGGUCACCUGGCAACAAGCCCCUGCAGUCCGCGGGAGAAAAGGUCAAAAGAAACAGAAAAAGAAGCGCAAAGGGGCUGAAUCUACUCCGUCGCUGUUUGAGGUGCCAGAAGUGUGGUAGCGAACGGUGAGGCGUGGAGAGGCCGCUGUCCCACAAUGAGCUCCUGCUCAAGAGUCUCUUCCUCUGCACUUGGGGCGCUCUCUCUCUCUCUCUCUCUCUCUCUCCUGCAAGGUUGUAAAUCACUGGGAGUGACACGCCCUAAAUGAAUUAGUUCACCCUGCAGCUGUGGAUACCGUGUCCAAAGCUACCAGCCAAGACUGGACUCUUGACAGAGAACACAAGCCAUAACAGCUGCCAUAUUUUGAUCUUGUAUCAGAGGAGCAGGAAACUCUUCUGGGUAAAUGCGCGCACAUACACACUCUUCACUGGAAUCUUAAAAUCGAAUCUCCAGAAAUGUUCAUUUAUUCUCUGUGUUCAGACUGGAUUCUGCCACCACACUUUGAAAUCAUUUAUUAUUUUUAAUGGCACGGUCUCCUCCAAUCAGUCUUAUAUUUUGUGAGAGUUUGUGCAUGUGGGGGAGAUGUAUGUUCUCUCUUUGUAUCCCCGUGACUCCGUUUCAUAAACCGUGAGAUAAAAUGCUGCCCGACACGUCCUGUAGUUCAAUGUCUGGGUUAUUUAGGAUUUUAAUGGAGUCUAACAUUAUUUUUUUCCCAUUUUAAAAUAAGUUCUGUCAACUUAGACCAGUUUUAUCCAACAUAUAUAAGCUUAUCAAUGACGAUGUGAUGUUUAUAAUUGGUGGCGUUUUGAUCCUUCAUGAGAAGUUCUUUCUGUACAGUUGAGUUUCUUUACCUUUUUUGUGUUAACUGUUUUGUAACCGUGUCAACCUGCAACAAUGUCAACGUUUGUUCUAAUGCAAAAGGUGUAAAGUUUAAAAAGUACUUAAAAUAUUUCCUUGAAAAGGGAACAAAAAUUAAAGACUGUUUCUUAGUA